Molecule: messenger RNA, 1011 nt
Organism: Podospora pseudopauciseta
Lineage: Eukaryota; Fungi; Ascomycota; Sordariomycetes; Sordariales; Podosporaceae
Exons: 4
Coding region: 103-1011 (302 amino acids)
Molecular function (GO): iron ion binding; heme binding; oxidoreductase activity, acting on paired donors, with incorporation or reduction of molecular oxygen
Source: RefSeq, a predicted model, not a curated record
AAAACACGAGAGGUCUGCCAUACCUGGUUGGCAAAGGUUGCAAGCUUCAAUGGUAAACCGAUUGACACUUCGUUGUUUUCGCUCUUGAUCCCUUUUGAUCACAUGGGGAAGGUUGGGUAUUCGCACGAGUUCCGAUCGAUUGAAGCCGGAAAGGAACACCCGAUGGCACACUUGUUAGAGAGCAUGUUUGGAGAGAUUGGACAAAUGGGAGAAUUGACGUGGCUACUUAGCAUUGCCCAGAAUCUGAAGCUGAGCAAGACAGCCGCCGAGUUUGACCAGUUGACAAUGUUGAUGGCUGAUAGGAGGGCCGCGGCGGAAGACAACAACAAGGGCGACAUCCUGCAGCACUUCCUGGACGACAUGAGAUCCGAAAAGUCAAUUGCCUUUACCAACAAAAACAUCUUGUACUCGGACGCGGCUUUGGUCCUGACCGGAGCGACUGAUACCAUCGGCGCCGUCCUCGCCCACCUGUCCUACCAGCUCGCCAACCACCCCCACUACCAAGACCUCCUCCACGUCCAACUUCAAAAGGCCUACGGCAAAACCAUCCCAGACGAAUUCACCAACCAAGACCUCUCCAAAAUCCACCUCCUCGACGCCCUCAUCAACGAAACAAUGCCAACGACCCCAGACAGACAACCCCCCGAAGGCAUCACGGUCGAUGGCGUCCACAUCCCCGGGGGCGUGGCGGUCCGGGUCCCGGCGCACGCCCUCCACCGCAGCGAACAGUUCUACACCGAGCCAGCUCAGUUUAGGCCGGAAAGGUGGCUGGACGACAACAAAGUGUAUGUCAAAAAUGCCGAGGCGUUCAUCCCCUUUCUUAUCGGCCCGAAUAAAUGUGUCGGCAAGAGGAUGACCAUGAGCGUCCUUCGGCUUGUGAUGGCGUACACGGUGUAUAACUAUACUUGGGAGAAGGCGCCGGGGGAGGAUGGGAAGAGGAUCCGAACGGAGUCGAAGGACAAUUUGAUUUUGAUGGCUGGGCCUUUUGAGGCGGUGUUUUUGCCUCGGUGA